This is a messenger RNA of Diabrotica virgifera virgifera (western corn rootworm), 1731 nucleotides long. RefSeq lists its product as uncharacterized. Bases 544 to 978 code for a protein of 144 amino acids. The record is from RefSeq and is a predicted model, not a curated record. The transcript is spliced from 2 exons. NCBI's taxonomy places the organism in Eukaryota, Metazoa, Arthropoda, Insecta, Coleoptera, Chrysomelidae.
GGGGCACGAGGCCUCUUGGCAGACAUGUAGGUUAGGGAACCAGAAUAGAGCAAUGACCUUUGUUAUAAAGUAGAAACAUUUAAUAAAGUACUAAAACACUUAAUAAGACUAUAAACACUAUUGCAUGGCGCAGUCUAGUGGAAAAUAAACCAAAAUCAUAGAAGCGAGGUUACCAAAUACAUUGUCAUUUGAAGGAAAUGUGGCCGAAAAUUUUAAAAGAUUCAGACAAAGUUUUGAAAUAUAUCUGAUGGCCUCUGGAAAAAGUGGUAAAAGUGAUGACGUUAAGGUAGCAAUUUUACUCAAUCUAAUUGGAGAAGAAGGCAUUGAAAUUUAUAACACUUUGGAAUUAACAGAGGCCCAAAAAGGCAAGCUAGCAGAUGUAUUGGAAGCAUUUGAAUCUUAUGUCACACCUAAAAAAACGUGGUCUAUGAAAGAUAUUUAUUUUACAACCGCAUUCAAGAAGAAAAGGAGACUUUAUACCACUUUUCAGCAGAUUUAAAAAACAAAGUAAAAAAUUGUGAGUUUGGAGCCGAAGCAUCUUCAAUGGUAAGAGAUAGAAUAGUAUUAGGCACUAAUAGUAAGGAUGCAGAACAAAACAUGUUAAAGACCAUUAAUUUAGAUCUGGCUAAAGCUAUUGAAAUAUGUAAAAUGCAUGAAAUAUCCCAAGCUCAAAUAAAAGAAGUUCAUAACAGCUUGGAGAAGGUUAAAAUUGAAUCAUUGGGAUGUAAAGCUAAGCAGGGGCAAAGUUUAAUCCAAACAUUCAGGAGUGCAAAUUCUAGAGAUGAAUUUAGCUUCAGAAACUGUGGGAGAGUCCAUGGGCCAAGGAGGUGUCCAGCAUAUGGAAAAAAGUGCAGAAAGUGCGGUAAAAAUAACCAUUUCGAUAAAGUGUGUUAUCAUAGCAGGUUAGUGAGAGAGGUACAAGUGGAAGAAAGUAAAAAUAACGAGACUUUAAAGACGGAUUCUAUCUCGUUCAGCUAGAUGAGGAGUCCAGUAGAGCUUGUGCAUUUGGAAUUCCCUUUGGAAUUUGGAAAUUUGAUAGACUUCCAAUUGGACUAAAUAUUGCCCCCGAAUUUUUUCAAAGAAUUAACUUAGAGAAUUUUGGUGAUAUUGAGGGCUCUCUUGUAUAUUUUGAUGAUCUUUUGAUAUUUGCUGAUAGUCUUGAAGAACAUGAUAAAAUCCAUAAUAAAGUAUUGGAACGAGCCAGAAAUAUUGGGGUAAAAUUUGAUUCUAAUAAGAUACAAUAUAGAAUGUCUGUAGUAAAAACAAGAAUCUACAGGUCGAGCAAGUCUCGUAAAUUUCACGAUUGCGAGCCACGCUUCACGCAACCGUGUUUGCGUACUUGUGUUUCGAGUUGCGUGGUCGUGCAGAGUUAUAUUUACCAAUUCGCGCAAUCGUACUUGAGACGCUGUGUCAGGUGAGGUGUUUGAAAAUUUGUAACUUGAUUGCUUGAUUCUGUGGUGUGAAGGUGGUUAAACUUUUGUUUUAUUUUUUUUUGUUUUGUUUGUUUUUGUUGUUGCGAAUAUAUCGCAAAAAGUUUUUAGAUGAAGUAAUUGUAUGAUGAAGAUAACACAGAAAAUACAAGAGGGCAGCAUACUUUGCAAAACAACUGUUACAAUUUGAAAUCAACAAUUUGUUAAGUUGUUGUCUUGCAGAGGAAUAUUUAUAAUCAAUGCUUGCAGGUAAAAAAAGUGACUUUUUAAAAAAUUAUAUCUUGGAAACUAAAAAUUAUUU